AUGAGCUCAACGGGCGGCAACUACGGUUCCGUCACCAAUUCGGUGCCGGUCGUGAACGGCGACUCGCACGCCCACGCCGAUGAAGAGCAGCCUCUCCUAGGCGGAGGCAACGGCGCCCGGAAACCGGCCUCCAAGUCUCUGCGGAAAAAGCUCACCACAGACGUCCAGCGCGACUGGGCCGAUUUGGUCCUUUUGGCGUGCUACAUCAUCACCGGCCUGCUCGACAGCUCUUCCAUCUCCAUCUGGGGUUCCUUUGUGUCUAUGCAAACAGGAAAUACAGUCUACAUCGGCCUCGGCCUCGCCGCGCCCACCGAAUCCACCCGCUGGAUCAAAUCCGCCACCUCACUCAUCUCCUUUUGCCUCGGCUCCUUCUUCUUCAGCCGUUUCCACCGCUUCUUCUCGCCCAAGAAGCGCUGGGUCCUCUGCGCGUCCUUCAUCGCCCAGACGCUCCUUUGCAUCGCUGCCGCCGUCAUCCUGACUGUUGGCCCUACGGCGGGCAAGGACGAGAUCGCAUGGAACGUCCUGGUGCCCAUCGCCCUGAUCGCCUUCCAGAGCUGCGGCCAGGCCGUCACGAGCCGUGCACUCAAGUACAACGCCCUCACGAGUGUUGUGUUGACGAGUAUCUACUGCGAUCUGUUCUCCGACGCUGAGCUUUUCAGCGUUCGCAACGCUGAGCGGAAUCGAAGGGUCGGCGCGCCCGUCUUGCUACUUAUCGGUGCUAUCUGCGGUGGCUUGUUUGCGCACAGUUCCCUGGGGAUUGCUGGUGCUCUAUGGACUGCGGCUUUCUUGAAGUUCCUCAUCGUCUUGUCGUGGUUCCUCUGGCCUGGUGAACCUUCGGAUGAAGAGUAG
Messenger RNA from Colletotrichum godetiae, 849 nucleotides. RefSeq lists its product as uncharacterized. The record is from RefSeq and is a predicted model, not a curated record. Bases 1 to 849 code for a protein of 282 amino acids. NCBI's taxonomy places the organism in Eukaryota, Fungi, Ascomycota, Sordariomycetes, Glomerellales, Glomerellaceae. The transcript is spliced from 2 exons.